AUGGCGGCGGCGGGGACCGAGCCCUGUCUGACCUCCGCUGCAUCCCCCCAGCUCCGGGAGCAGCAGGAGGAGAUUGAGAACAUGAUGAACGCCAUCUUCAAGGGCAUCUUUGUGCACCGCUACAGAGACGUGGUGCCCGAGAUCAGGGCCAUCUGCAUGGAGGAGCUGGGGACGUGGAUGAGGAGCUACACGGCCUCUUUCCUCACCGACGGCUACCUCAAGUACAUCGGCUGGACCCUGCACGACAAGCAAGGGGAGGUACGGCUGCAGUGCGUGAAGGUGCUGCAGGGGCUGUAUUGCUGCCGGGACACAGCCGCCCACAUGGAGCUCUUCACCAGCCGCUUCAAGGUACUUGGGACCCCUGUGUCUGUGUCCCCCAUGGGUCUGGCCCCGGAGCAGGGGCUCUGUCCCCACAGGAGCGGGUACGUGGGACCCCCGUGUCCCUGUCCCUUGGGGCGCUGUCCCCUGUACGUCCUGCUCAGACUGCUGGACCCCCAGCGAGAGCCAUCUCGUGAUGGGGACAACAGGACCUUCUUCCGGCUGCUUCUGGCCUUCUUCAUCGAGAGCGAGCUCCACGAGCACGCCAUCUACUUGGUGGACAGCCUGUGGGACUGCGCCGGGCCCCGGCUGAGGGACUGGGAGACCAUCAGCACUUUGCUGCUGGAGGAGUCGCCCACCGAGGGCCUGGUGGACCAGCAGGAGAAGGCACUGGUGGAGAUCCUGGCGGCCAGCGCGGUCCGGGCAGCUGAGGGGCCGCCCCCGGGGGGCCGCCGGUGGCGGUGUGUCCUGGUCCCUCCCGCAGUCCUGUCACCUCCUGCCACCUUGUUCUCCCCGCAGCACCUGGAGCUGGUGCUGGGGCAGCUGCAGGAGGUGGUGGAGAAGCACACAGGGCAGGCGGUGCUGGAGGCAGCAUCCCGCGCGCUCCACGCGCUCUGCGACCCCGAGCUGCCCCUGCACGGCCGCGGCGACCUGGUGCGCAGCCGCCUCGCCGACCAGCUAGCCGACAAGUUCCACCAGGAGGUCACUGAGCUGCUGCAGGCAUCGUCCCUGGACGAGGAGGAGGUGUACAGCAUGGCGGCCACGCUGAAGAGGAUCUCCGUCCUGUUCAACGCCCACGACCUGACGCCCUGGCAGCUCUUUGAGCCCUGUGCCCAGCUCCUGCAGCACGCCGUGGACACGGGCGAGGUGCCCCCGCAGGUCCUUGUCCCUGCCAUCACCUGCCUCCACUUCCACAUCCUCUGGGAGCUCUCGCGUCUGCCCAGCACUGAUAUCCCCCAGGAGCAGCUGCAGAUCCUGAAGACUAGAGUCACCUCCUUCUGCUCGCUGUGCCAGAGCUGCCUGUCCGACAUGGACGCCGGCGUCUGCCAGCAGGCCUUCAUGGUGCUCAGCGACCUGCUGCUGGUGUUGGGGCCCCAGCUGCCGCGGGACGGACGGGACGCCCUGGCCCCGCUGGUGCUGCUGCCCGAUGCCGGGCUGCAGUCCCAGUUGGCCGCCUUCCUCAUGGACCACGUCUUCCACCACUCCAGCGGCCACGAGGAGCUCUCGGCCAUGGAGGACACCGAGAACCGCAUUGAGGAGUUGCACCAGCGCCGGGUGCUCUUAGCCGGCUUCUGCAAGCUCAUCAUCUACGACGUGCUGGAGAUCAGCGCUGCCUCCGACGUCUUCAAGCACUACGCCAAGUGUUACAGCGACUAUGGGGACAUCAUCAAAGAGACGCUGAACUGCACCCGGCAGAUCGACCGGCAGGAGUGGGCUCGCACCUUGCUGCUCAGCUUGCAGCAGGUGACCCGCAAGGACGUGCUGGACGUCUACAUCGAGCACCGGCUGCUGCUGGAGCAGCGUGGCCGGGAGGGGGGUGACACCCGUAACCCCCAAAACCAGUACCCCCCCGAACUGCUGCGGCGCUU
Messenger RNA from Charadrius vociferus (killdeer), 1907 nucleotides. RefSeq names its product stromal antigen 3 (gene STAG3). Gene Ontology annotation, cellular component: chromatin; cohesin complex; nucleus. The annotation marks the transcript as partial. The record is from RefSeq and is a predicted model, not a curated record. Gene Ontology annotation, molecular function: chromatin binding. NCBI's taxonomy places the organism in Eukaryota, Metazoa, Chordata, Aves, Charadriiformes, Charadriidae. Gene Ontology annotation, biological process: sister chromatid cohesion. The transcript has 17 exons.